Messenger RNA from Sporothrix brasiliensis 5110, 756 nucleotides. RefSeq lists its product as uncharacterized. The transcript has a single exon. Lineage: Eukaryota; Fungi; Ascomycota; Sordariomycetes; Ophiostomatales; Ophiostomataceae. The record is from RefSeq and is a predicted model, not a curated record. The coding region runs from base 1 to 756 and encodes 251 amino acids.
AUGCCCAACUUUGACAACUACGCAUUUGGCGGCGCUGGACGCCUGCCCGACUCGGACAGCGAUGCCGACAGCGAUGCCGACAACAUCUACAACAACCCCGAGGCCAUGUUCAAGGCCAUGAACUUGCCGGUUCCGCUGAUAAAGUCCGCCGACGAAGUCCGCCGCGAGGCCGACUCGCGCCGCAAGAACGUCCUGGCCGACUUUGCCACGCUUCGUGCCAUUGUCGAGCGCCAUGAAGAGACCCUCCAGCGGCGGUGGCUCAAAAAGACGCGAGCGCAGCGGAUUGCCGUCUUGCUCAAGGCCUGGCCCGGCAUGGCCGCCAUGCACCGUCCCGACUUCGAGACUCUGCGGCAAGACGCGCCUGGUUUCCGCGGCAAGAAGCUGCUGCAGCCCCGUGACGCGGUCAUGUGGCCCUACAUCAACCAGGACGACCUGUCCAAGCCACGGUCUCUGCUGCUGCUCAUAAACGCCCGCGGCCGCCACCACCCCUGCCUCUUCGCCGCCGCUGACGACGAGCAGAUGCGUAUUGGCGUCGUGUCGCACAAAUUGUCGCGUGUCUACCUCAACGAGUGGACCAUGAUUCUCAAUGGCGACCCCGACUCGCCGACAAUGGACAGAGACUACGGCACACUGGUGAGCUGGGACGACAACGAGGACGCCGACAACUGGACAUUCACGCGAGCCCAGUUGAUCCCGGGCGAUGGCCUCGUUGUCCUCGAGGCCCAGGAACGCCUUCUGCGUUUCUUGAUUGACUGA